This is a messenger RNA of Cavenderia fasciculata, 2583 nucleotides long. It is a transcript of the gene ddx27, whose product is annotated as putative RNA helicase. Gene Ontology annotation, molecular function: nucleic acid binding; RNA helicase activity; ATP binding. Lineage: Eukaryota; Evosea; Eumycetozoa; Acytosteliales; Cavenderiaceae. The transcript is spliced from 3 exons. The record is from RefSeq and is a predicted model, not a curated record. Bases 1 to 2583 code for a protein of 860 amino acids.
AUGGUAGUAAACAAAUCAGUCAAGAGAAAGGUCGAUGACUUUGUUAUGACCAUCGACGACGACGAUGAAGAAAUAGACACCAAUGUAGAUAUCGACGAGGAUGAUGAAAGUGAAGCCGAAGAAGAUGAAGUAGAAGAAAUAGAAAACAAGAAAAAGAAAAAGACAAAGAAACAAAAGGAAUCAACUACUACUACUACUAAAAAUAAUAACAAUAAUAAUAACGCAACACCAACAAUUGAAAAUGAAGAUGAUAUGGAUGAAGAGUUUGAUUUUGAAGAAGGAGCACAAGUAGUAUUACCAUGGGAUUUUGCACCAACCAUUGAAAAGAUGAAGAGAACUCAACCAUCUAACCCAAAUAUAACAUCAUUAGAAGAUAAGAUUAAAAAGAGAUUAGAUUUGAAAAAGUUUAAAGGUGAAGAUACAAAAGUAAAGGUUGAAGGAGAUGGCGAUGACCAAGAAUUAGAAAAUGAAUCAGACGAUGAAGAUAUUAAAGAUAAUGAAGAAAAGGAACAAGAUGAAAGUGAUAGUGAUAGUGAUAGUGAAGUUGAAGAAGUUGAAGAAGUAGAAGAGGAAGAACAAAAAGUACCAAAAAAUAACAAUACCAACAAAUCAAUUCCAAAAGUUAAAGUAGAACCAUUGGAUACAUUAAAGACAUUAGAAUCAAACAAAAGAAUGAAGAAAGAGGUAGUUAUGGAUUUACCAACAUUUGAAGAACUGCAUUUAUCACGUCCACUUCAAAAGGCUGUUGCCAAACUUGGAUACACUCAACCAACACCUAUCCAAGCCAAGGCAAUCCCACUCAUUCUCAACGGCAAGGACAUAUUGGCUAGUGCUACCACUGGUAGUGGUAAGACAGCCGCCUUUAUCUUGCCUAUUUUAGAGCGUCUAUUGUACCGUGACGCUACACAUCGUGUCAGUCGUGUGUUGAUUGUUUUGCCAACACGUGAACUUGCACUACAAUGUCACUCGGUGUUUGAAUCGUUGGCUCAAUUCACAAACGUGCAGUCGUGUCUUGUGGUGGGUGGUCUCUCCAACAAGGUGCAGGAACACGAGUUGAGAAAACGUCCAGAUGUCAUUAUCGCCACGCCCGGUCGUUUGAUUGACCAUCUUUUAAAUGCUCACGACGUCGGUCUCGAAGACAUUGAGAUUCUCGUGCUUGAUGAAGCCGAUCGUCUCUUGGACAUGGGUUUCAAAGAUGAACUCAACAGAGUCGUAGAGAGUUGUCCAGACGGACGUCAGACACUGCUCUUCUCGGCCACUCUGUCCGACGAUGUCAAGUUGCUCGCCAAGCUGUCGCUCAGCCAGCCGGUGCGUGUCGCUGUAGACGCGUUGUUCCAGGUCGCCAGCACACUCGAACAAGAGUUUAUCAAGAUCAAGCCAGGUCAAUUGGCCGACCGUACCGCCAUGCUCCUGUCCCUGUGCACGCGUGUGUUCAACGGUGGAGGCUGCAUUGUCUUUUUCCGUUCGAAAAAGGAGGUGCAUCGUAUCGCCAUCUUACUCGGUCUCUCGGGUCUCAAAGUCGGCGAGCUGCACGGUGAUCUCAACCAGGAGCAGAGAUUCGAAGCAUUGCAGUCGUUCCGUAAUGGAGAGGUCGACUUUUUGCUCGCCACUGAUAUCGCUGCCCGUGGUCUCGAUGUGCUCGGUGUGCGUACCGUCAUCAACUACAACAUGCCACGUAGUCUUGCACAGUACAUCCACAGAGUCGGUCGUACCGCUCGUGCCGGUCUCGCCGGUCGUUCGUGCUCGUUCAUCACCGAAGCCGACCGCAAGAUCCUCAAGGAUAUCGUGUCGCGUGCCAAGACAAAGGCCAAGAGCCGUACCGUCGCCCAAGAAUCCAUCAAACUCUGGAGAGCCAAGAUCGACGAGAUGACCGACGACGUCAAAGACAUUAUUCGUGAAGAGUUGCGUGAACUCGACUUUAAAAAGACGGAAAAGGAUCUCAUGAAGGCUGAGCGUAUCGUCGCCAACGCCCUCGGCCACAAGAAGCUCAUCACCGACAACGGCGGUAUCAUCCCCGAAGCUGCACCGAUGGAGCGUGUAUGGUUCCAAAGUAAAAAGGAGCGUGAAGAGUCACGUGAGGCAUGGAAGACUGAGAAUGGUAUCGUGUCGAUGGACAAGGACGGCAAGCCUGUCGCAGGUGGCAAACCCGCCAGAAAGGGUGUUCUCCUCAAAAAGGCACCCAAGGAUCCAUAUGCAGGUAUGUCUCGUAAGAAACGUCGUAGUGUUAUGCAUCGUGAAGAAAUGGCUCGUGAUAUGGCCGAGCAAGAGGACGCCUUUGAAGGAGGGUCUGGAGGCCAACCAUCCAAAAAGGAGGUUGCCAAAAAGUUCCGUUCCGAACAAAACAACCAACGUGCCUCUGGCAAGGAGACCAAGCGUAUCGAAGCCCUUCGCCGUGCCGGUAUCUAUGCUGGUCCAACUCCACAAGAAAAGCUCAAACUCGACGCCAAGCAAGCUAAAAAGACUGCCCAAAUCAAAAAGAAAAAGGUUGGCAGAGAUGAUUUCGAAAAGGAUAUUACCUCCAUCUCUGAAGGUAAAUCUUCAUUUAAAAAGGGUAAAGUUGUUGCUAAAUCUAAAUCUUCUUAA